Messenger RNA from Trifolium pratense (red clover), 1273 nucleotides. Its product is annotated as AP-4 complex subunit sigma. The record is from RefSeq and is a predicted model, not a curated record. Lineage: Eukaryota; Viridiplantae; Streptophyta; Magnoliopsida; Fabales; Fabaceae. The coding region runs from base 631 to 1065 and encodes 144 amino acids. Gene Ontology annotation, cellular component: intracellular membrane-bounded organelle. Gene Ontology annotation, biological process: vesicle-mediated transport; protein transport. The transcript has 5 exons.
UCACUGCGUCAUUCAUUGCUUUUUUCCUUUUUCUCCAUUAAACCAUUUUUGCCUUUUUAUUAAUACAAUUAUACUUUUUUUCUUCUUACAAGUUUUCAGUUUUCUCAUUCAUCAAAAAACCCAUUUUACCAACCAAAACCGCUCCAAUUUUCAUUCCCCAAAAACAAAACCUUUUUCAUAUGUGUUGAGUUUUUGCCUCCUUUUUAAUGGCUCUUACUCUUCACAAUCACAAAACCCUUUCUUUCACUCUAUACUUUUAUACCUUUUCUUUUCUUCUUCUUCUUUUUCUGUUUCUUCUUUUUGCUUUUGCUUCUGCUUCUGAUAACUCACAAUCACACCAUGAUUUUUCUAUCAUGGAUUCUCAAUUCGACUCUUUUUCUGUUGUUGCUGCGUUUGUUGCUCAGUCUCUCUUUCUCUUUGCCUCUUCUCUUCUCUCUCACUCUCUCUCUCACGAAAAUCUUCAUCGCUCUCUCUCAACAACUCCAACUUCAUCGCUUUAUCUCCAUCGAUCUCUCUAACUCCAAAUCGAUCUCUCUCUCCCUCUCUGAAGAUUGUUUUCUGACUCGAUUUUACUCUCUCCAAACUUGAUCUAUCUCUGUAACAGAGAAAGAAUAGAAUUUGAAUAAUAAAAUGGGGAUCCGAUUUGUGUUAAUGGUGAACAAACAAGGUCAAACCCGUCUUGCCCAAUACUACGAAUACCUCACUGUUGAAGAAAGACGAACCCUUGAAGGUGAAAUCGUUCGCAAAUGUCUCGCUCGCAAUGAACACCAGUGUUCAUUUGUCGAGCAUCGCAACUACAAAAUUGUAUAUAGGCGCUAUGCAUCUUUGUUUUUCCUGGUUGGAGUUGAUGACGGCGAGAAUGAGCUUGCUAUUUUGGAAUUUAUCCAUCUCUUAGUUGAAACUAUGGAUCGGCAUUUUGGCAACGUGUGUGAGCUAGAUAUCAUGUUUCAUUUAGAAAAGGUACAUUUUAUGUUGGAGGAAAUGGUCAUGAAUGGGUGUAUUGUGGAGACAAGCAAAUCGAAUAUUCUGACUCCUAUUCAGCUGAUGGAUAAAACAUCAUCAUAAGAGACGCAAAAGAAAAAUUUCUGUAUUUCUAUGUUACUAUUAUCUGUUACUGGUGUUAUUUUAUGUGUACAAUCAAGUGAAUAAUCUCCAAUUUUCUUUAUGAAUAAAAUACUAAAGUUCGUAUUUAAUUUUCCCCCCUUCCUCCUUGAUUGUAUUGUUUUGUAUUGAUUAUUUGCUUAAAGUAUUUAUGAAAUAUGAUUUUGAUCAA